Molecule: messenger RNA, 2181 nt
Organism: Eriocheir sinensis (Chinese mitten crab)
Lineage: Eukaryota; Metazoa; Arthropoda; Malacostraca; Decapoda; Varunidae
Gene: Arglu1
Product: arginine and glutamate-rich protein 1-like
Exons: 5
Coding region: 118-831 (237 amino acids)
Cellular component (GO): nucleoplasm; mitochondrion
Molecular function (GO): cadherin binding
Source: RefSeq, a predicted model, not a curated record
ACCAAGACCAAGGAGAAGCUGCAAAUGGCGAAACAAACACACUGUGACCCUCGGUAGCCUCGCCUCAACCUCAAUUUCGGAGCCUUUCGGGGAGAAAUAUUGAGUGCAGCGUCGAAAAUGGGGAGGUCAAGGUCACGGAGCAGAACGCCAAAGCGGCACAAGAGCAAAAGGUCCCACAAAAGAAGGUCACGAUCGAGGGAACGAGAGAGACGCAGACACCGAGAACGUGAGAGGUCUAAAGAACGCUCCAAGACAAGUCGCAAAUUAUCACGGUCAUCAUCGUCAUCUUCAACCAGUGAUGAAGAACCUAGGACUAGAGAAAAAAAGAUUGAUGAAGUCGACAGAUUGGCUGAGCUGGAGAGAGUAAGGAGACAAAGAGAAGCUGAACAGAAAAUGGUUGAAGAAGUAGCAGCCAAAAGAUUAGAAGAGCUAGUGGCACGUAGGGUGGAGGAGGAGUUGGAGCGGAGGAGAGAAGAGAUAGAGGCAGAGGUGUUAAGGAGAGUAGAGGAGGCCAAGCGCCUAAUGGAGCAGCAGAUGCUUGAAGAACUUCAAGAGAAGCGUCGUCAGCAGGAAGAGGAUCAGAAGAAACGAGAGGAGGAGGAACGCAAGCAACGGGAGGAGUUGGAACGUAUUAUGGAAGAGAACAAACGGAAAAUGGAAUUAGCUCAGAUGAGGCUGGCUGAGCAACAGCUGCAGAUGGUAGAAGAACAACGCAAGAUUGAUGAGGAGCGGCAGAAAAUCAAGAGAGCCCAUGAAAAGAAAACACGUGAAGAGCAGAAGAUUAUCCUGGGCAAGAACAACGCCCGCCCCAAGAUAUCCUUCUCAAUCUGAGCAGCGCACCAAACUGCUUGGGCCUUAUAUGUCUUACGUCAACACUUCACGCCGUAUUUGUUUUUAUUUUCUUUUUUCUUUUUUUCAGGAAUUCAUUUACUUCCUGCAAGGAAGUUGAUAGUCUGUCUGCCUGUAAAAAUCCAGAUGCUUGGCAGAAACAUCUGCACAUAGCAUUACAUGUAGCAGUGGAUUAUAAGGAUAGAAUUGUUAUUAAUUUUAGUAUUAUCGAUUUAAUCACUUAAAUAUAAAGUGUCUGGUUUUUUACAAUCAGGUCAUAUGUAUAUGAGAUAUGACUGAGAUAAUACUGAAGCUUGGUGGUUAUUAUAUAUAUAUAUAUAUAUAUAUAUAUAUAUAUAUAUAUAUAUAUAUAUAUAUAUUAUAUAUAUAUAUAUAUAUAUAUAUAUAUAUAUAUAUAUAUAUAUAUAUUUAUAUAUAUAUAUAUAUAUAUAUAUAUAUAUACACCUAUUAAUUUCAUAUAAAUUUUCCCUCAUAUUGAGAUAUUUCAUAAAGAUGCUGAGUCCAUCAGACGGAGUUGUGUCUGCUUGGAUAUUGUAUGAUGUGAUCAGCUUCUAGGUAAUUGAUUUAUAUUUAAGAAAAGAAGUUUGAUAUGCAACAUUGCUGAGCAUUGCUUCAAGAACCUAUUAAGGUGAGUUAAGAGUUAUUAAAGUCUUUGUUUCAGGGCAGUUACUUCUACAAAAAACAAUACUCACAAGAAAAGACAAGAUUCAGUUUUCUUAUCCUGGUUUGAUAUUUUGAGGCUCUCAUUCAUUACAAAGCCUUUCUGUUUUCAAGUUAAAAAAAAUCAUAACAUUUCUAACUAUCAUGUCAUGCUUUGUUUGAAAUCUGUGCCUGAAUGGCAAAUAUGUUCAGCCUUGUUAAUUGUUUUCCUCUCAUUUACACCUGAUGUACAAAAUUAACAAGGCAAUUCAUUUACAUAUAUAUACACACACACACACACACACACACAUAUAUAUAUAUAUAUAUAUAUAUAUAUAUAUAUAUAUAUAUAUAUAUAUAUAUAUAUAUAUAUAUAUAUAUAUAUAUAUAUAUAUAUAUAAUUUUUUUUUUUCCAUUCAUGGUUUGUCUAUGAUUUUGCAAGUGUUCAUGUCUUACAUCCCAAUAAAUUAAACCUCAUAAAUGGGUAUGUUAUUCUAUGGUUUAGUAAUAUUUAUAUUUUCCAUUUACUGACCUGCUUAAUGACACCAUAGUCUUCAGUUAAGACUUGUGUCAAGAAAGUUAUUACAAGCUGCAAAUUAAAGAGCUUUUAUAAUUUCAAUAAAUGUGUGUAGGGGUAGUUGGUUUUAGUACCGAGAUCUUGUACCCAUAAUUAAAAUUGGUUUCAGUCCUGAA